AGGUUUGAACAGGUGUGGGUCUAGUCAUGUCAUAUGGGCAGGUGGAUAACAUGUACCGCCCUAUGGCAGGGGAUUUCUUUGAAGGGGUUUCAGACGAAGAGGAGUCUGGUACAUCUGAUGAAGAAAACAUCCUCACAGAUGCCCUAGAGACCAAUAGACGUUCUCCCAAGACUUCUGUUAAGUCACCUCAUGACAAAUUCAACCUACAUACACGCAUCCUUGGUUCCAUUGCUGGUGUCCUUUUCCUCUUUGUGGUCACAACUGCACUUGUCGACAUUGAUACAGAUCACCAUGAGAUGAUCUUCUUUACUGCUACUUGUGUGAUGGUGGCUGCUAUUAAUGCCUUCAUCUCCCUGCUGCAAGGUGCAGUGGUUGGAGUGGCAGGGAAAUUUCCCCCUGAGUACAUGGGGGCUGUUGUCAGUGGUCAGGCAGUUUCAGGGAUCCUGGCUUCUAUUGCCAGGGUUCUCUCUCUUGCCUUGGGAAUUUCCAUCAUCCACUCAGCAUUUGUUUACUUUCUCUUUGCUGACAUCUUCCUUCUUGUUGGGAUGUCCCUCUAUCUGGGGAUCUUUCGCACAAUACGUUCGCUGGCACUGAGUGUAAUGUUUGUAUUCACUGCAACCAUUGGAGUGUUUCCUGCUGUCACAGUCUUGGCUGUUUCUUCUGCAAGAACCUCUGGUUCUUCAUGGAGCAAUGAGUACUUCAUCCCUAUUGCCUGCUUCCUCCUGUUCAAUUGUGGGGAUUUUUCUGGAAGAUUGGUUGCUGGCCAACUGAGAUGGCCAAGUAUUCAUGGAAAUGGAGAGAAAUGGAUCCUGUUUCUGUGCUGUGCACGGCUUGUGUUCAUCCCACUGUUCAUGUUCUGCAAUCUCCAUCCACGAGCUCACCUCCCUGUGCUCUUUCCCUCUGACUGGUUCUACGUCUGCUUUAUGCUUCUGUUUGCAUUCUCCAAUGGCUAUCUCUUUUGUCUGUCCAUGAUGUAUGCCCCAAUGAAAGUGACGGUAGAGGAGCAGGAGACAGCUGGGAACCAGCUGAUGGCUUUUCUCGGCCUUGGGUUGUGCAGUGGUUCCAUCAUAUCGGCCUGUGCUGUUAAAAUGCUUUGAAUACUUCUAAAGAAUCCGAAUCUCAUGAACAAUGAGAGAGACCAUCUUGUGAUGUUUGUGUAUAUGGGAUCUGAAAGGCUGACAUUGCAGGGGAGACCAAAGUCCUUUGUCACACAUGUAUAUCAGAUUAAAUGUACAUGGACUGUCAUAAAAUAAAAUGAACAACUUAACUUACAAGAUUUAUGAUGUACCAAGAACACAUUUUGGGACUCUUACCUUAAAUGUCCCUGCACUGAAAGUUUUGACAUGUGUUCUCUAUCAUUCUUUGCACUCUGGGUGAUACUUCUCCAGAUGUGAUGGGUCAUCCAGCAAAGCAUCUGUAGUGUGAUCAUCAGCUGUAAUUAUGCAGAGCUCUUUGUUUCAAUAAUGUACCAUGGUGACUUCUUUGAUGAUGUCUUGUAGACUACAAGAUGCUUUAUGCAUCAGUGAUACUAUGGUAUACGUGAGUGAUAGGGGACUUUCUGUCCAUCCUGUAGUUACUUGUUGUUCUGUGAUAUAUUUUUUUUAAUGAAGGAUUCAGCCCUGGUAAUAAUGGCAUUUUCUUCCAGAGUUUUAUCUGCUCCCAUUGUGUCCAUU
Messenger RNA from Darwinula stevensoni, 1673 nucleotides. The record is from the annotation of a GenBank genome assembly. NCBI's taxonomy places the organism in Eukaryota, Metazoa, Arthropoda, Ostracoda, Podocopida, Darwinulidae.